Molecule: messenger RNA, 1925 nt
Organism: Piliocolobus tephrosceles (Ugandan red Colobus)
Lineage: Eukaryota; Metazoa; Chordata; Mammalia; Primates; Cercopithecidae
Gene: FBXL12
Product: F-box and leucine rich repeat protein 12
Exons: 4
Coding region: 480-1301 (273 amino acids)
Molecular function (GO): protein binding
Source: RefSeq, a predicted model, not a curated record
GGACUUGGUCUUAGUUCCCAGUCGCGGCCAAAUCACGCCUCAGCCACGUCCCGCAAGACUCUCACUGCCUCAGUCACGCUUUCCAGUCUGGUUUCUGGUCCCCAUUUGCGGCUGGUCCGGCCCUGGGAUCCAAUCACUGGCCAGCGAGAGGAAAGUCAGAUUUCUCGACCGGCUACGGGAAGGUCGUGGCUGCCGCCCUGUCAGCCGCCUCGGCGCCCCCGGGGGGACCCCCUCAGGUCUCCUUAACCGGAAGCGGAAGUGCGUGUCGGCGAGAUCAUGGCGACUUUGGUCGAACUGCCGGACUCAGUCCUGCUCGAGAUCUUCUCUUACCUCCCGGUACGGGACCGGAUCCGCAUCUCCAGGGUCUGUCACCGCUGGAAGAGGCUGGUAGACGACCGGUGGCUGUGGCGACAUGUCGACCUGACGCUCUACACGGCCCUAUGAUGUCAAGUAGAGAAAUCCAGCAAUAAAAGGCAGAUAUGCGACCUAAAGUCAUGUGGCACCUCCUUCGAAGGUACAUGGCAUCCCGGCUCCAUUCCCUGAGGAUGGGUGGCUACCUGUUCUCUGGCUCCCAGGCCCCCCAGUUGUCCCCUGCUCUGUUGAGAGCCCUGGGCCAGAAAUGCCCCAACCUGAAGCGCCUCUGCCUACACGUGGCCGACCUGAGCAUGGUGCCCAUCACCAGCCUGCCCAGCACCCUGAGGACCCUGGAGCUGCACAGCUGCGAGAUCUCUAUGGCUUGGCUCCACAAGCAGCAGGACCCCACCGUGCUGCCCCUGCUCGAAUGCAUCGUGCUGGACCGUGUCCCCGCCUUCCGCGACGAGCACCUGCAGGGCCUGACGCGCUUCCGGGCCUUGCGCUCGCUGGUGCUGGGUGGCACCUACCGUGUGACUGAGACAGGGCUGGAUGCUGGCCUGCAGGAGCUCAGCUAUCUGCAGAGGCUCGAGGUGCUGGGCUGCACCCUGUCUGCUGACAGCACCCUGCUGGCUAUCAGCCGCCACCUCCGAGAUGUGCGCAAGAUCCGGCUGACCGUGAGAGGCCUCUCUGCCCCUGGCCUGGCUGUCCUGGAGGGAAUGCCAGCCCUGGAGAGUCUGUGCCUGCAGGGUCCCCUCGUCACCCCGGAAAUGCCCUCCCCCACUGAAAUCCUCUCCUCCUGCCUCACUAUGCCCAAGCUCAGAGUCCUUGAGCUGCAGGGGCUGGGCUGGGAGGGUCAGGAGGCAGAGAAGAUCCUGUGUAAGGGGCUGCCCCACUGUAUGGUCAUCGUCAGGGCCUGCCCCAAAGAGUCUAUGGACUGGUGGAUGUAACUACUCCACCUGUCCCUGGGAGCCAUCCUAGCUUUCAUCGUUGAGCCCCAGACCCUCUGAGCAGCACCCUGAAGAGGGUAGAUAAUCAGACUUGAGGAAAUUGAAAGCCCCAGGUUGAGAGAACAGAGGCCUAGGGACCUCCAGACCAUUGGAAUCACUAUUUGCCAGCUGUGUGGCCUUGGUCAUAUCAUCAGCCUCUGGGAAGCCUAGUUCCCACAUCUGGAAAUAAGGAUGAUGAUCAUAGCUACCUCAUGGUUACAUUGCAAAGCCUUACUCUAAAAGCUCACAGCCUCCAGAGGCUCUCGAUGAAGAGUCACCUUCACGGUCGUCCUCAGGAACAGGACGGAUGAAGAAGGGGUGAGGUUAAGACUUAGGGGCACCCAAGGGGCUGAGCCCCCUUAUGAGUACCCAAGAAGGACUAUCUAUGCAUGCACACCCACAAGCCUAUAUCCCAUUUGUAUACCUACACGCACGCAAAAGACCCAGAGAGAUAGGCAAUGCAGACACGCUAUUCAAUGAUUGAUAUGCUCAUAAAAGCUCUCAGUUCUAUUUUCUGUAUUUUGUAUGCUGUAUUUUCCAAGACAUAUUAUUUUGCUAUUAAAGAAAAAAAUCAUUUUUUUUCCC